UGACAUUUUUAGGGAGUGGACAAUUUGGAAACGUAUGGCAAGGUGUAUGGAAUAACACAACUGAUGUGGCAAUCAAAGAGCUGAGCGGAGUGAGUUUAGAAUCAAAAAUAGAGUUCUUAAAGGAAGUUGAGAUCAUGAAGCAACUAAAUCAUGAAAAGCUGAUCAAGUUGUACGCUGUCUGCACUACGAAAGAGCCAUUUUGCAUUGUGUCAGAGUUAAUGAGGAUGGGAAAUCUGCACAAGUACCUACAAUCACAUUCAGAAACAAGAAACCUGCAGUUUUCCUUGAUGAUUGGUUUGCCAUGCAGAUUGCGGAGGGAAUGGCCUACCUGGAAGAAAAACAUUACAUUCAUAGGGACCUACGAACUGAGAACAUCCUCCUGACAGAAAUGAUGUCCUGCAAGAUUGCUGACUUUGGCCUUUCCAAACUGCUUAAGAACAAGUCAUACAGAUUAUCACAUGAUGCCAAAGUUCCCAUAAAAUGGAUGGCACCAGAAAUAUUCACUGACAAUAUUUACACCACCAAAUCAGAUGUGUGGUCUUUUGGAAUCCUUCUAAUGGAAAUCAUUGCGUAUGGAAAGGAACCUUUCCCAGAUGAUGAUAACACAAAUUAUGUCAAAGCUUUGAUAGAAGGAUCACACAUAACUCCACCUGCUGGUUGCCCAGAUGAUCUCGGUAAUAUUAUGCUUCAAUGCUGGAAGCAGAAGUCAGAGGAGAGACCGACAUUCAAUCAACUACAAGACAGACUAAUGGCAUGUAACCCAAUAGUGGACACUGAGGAGAUACUGUCAUCAGCAUAGGAAUUGAACAUUGAAAGGAUGGAGAAAUGUGCUUAAAUGUCCCGAAUAUUGUUAGAUUGAACUUAGUACAAAUUCUCCGUCAGUGACCACAAAUUGUGAACGUUUAUUGUGAACUACAUUGAUUAUGUGGCUUUUUUUUUCCAA
Molecule: messenger RNA, 943 nt
Organism: Callorhinchus milii (elephant shark)
Lineage: Eukaryota; Metazoa; Chordata; Chondrichthyes; Chimaeriformes; Callorhinchidae
Product: tyrosine-protein kinase Lyn-like
Exons: 6
Coding region: 302-799 (165 amino acids)
Biological process (GO): protein phosphorylation; multicellular organism development; cell surface receptor protein tyrosine kinase signaling pathway
Cellular component (GO): signaling receptor complex
Molecular function (GO): ATP binding; transmembrane receptor protein tyrosine kinase activity
Source: RefSeq, a predicted model, not a curated record